Molecule: messenger RNA, 1614 nt
Organism: Eupeodes corollae
Lineage: Eukaryota; Metazoa; Arthropoda; Insecta; Diptera; Syrphidae
Product: spliceosome-associated protein CWC27 homolog
Exons: 5
Coding region: 92-1552 (486 amino acids)
Biological process (GO): protein folding; protein peptidyl-prolyl isomerization
Cellular component (GO): catalytic step 2 spliceosome
Molecular function (GO): peptidyl-prolyl cis-trans isomerase activity
Source: RefSeq, a predicted model, not a curated record
GAAUCGUUUCUUUUGUGUUGUGUCAACAUUCAAAAGUUGACACUACAAAAAAUUAGAUUUCUUUUUAUUGCAAAAGUUAACAUCAACAAAAAUGAGUAAUAUUUACAUCCAAGAACCGCCAACUUCGGGAAAAGUUUUGCUGAAAACCUCUGUAGGUGAUGUCGAUAUUGAACUCUGGACGCGAGAAUGUCCAAAAGCUUGUCGAAACUUUAUCCAAUUGUGCAUGGAAGGCUAUUACAAUGGAACAAUUUUUCAUCGUGUUGUUAAAGGAUUCAUUGUUCAAGGUGGUGAUCCAAAUGGGGAUGGAACUGGUGGAGAAUCCAUCUACGGUGCGCCGUUUAAAGAUGAAUUUCAUUCCCGUUUGCGUUAUUGUCGUCGUGGUCUGGUCGGAAUGGCGAAUUCAGACAUUGACGACAAUGCAUCACAGUUUUUCUUCACCAUGGCUGCAACGCCCGAGCUUCAAAAUAAGAACACACUAUUUGGAAAAGUUACUGGUGAUACGGUGUUUAACAUGUUGAAGCUGGAGGAAGGACUCGUCGAUCACAAUGAACGACCACUCUAUCCACACAAAAUCAUCAAAACAGAAAUUCUCCACAAUCCAUUUGAGGAUAUUGUUCCACGGACAACGAAGGCAGAGGCAAAAAAAGAGAAACGAAAAAAGAAGGAAAAGGGAGUUAAGAACUUUGGUUUGUUGUCCUUUGGUGAGGAGGCCGAAGAAGAUGAGGAAGAAAGCAGCACAUUUGCCCAGAAAAACGCCGGCAAAGCUAAAUCCCUGCAUGAUGUUGUUGAUGAUCCCAAACUAAGCAAAGAGGUGGAACGAAUAGAACGAGGAAACACACCUUCCGACAUUGAAGACUAUGAUGGUUUGCAAGAAGAUGAGACGAUCGAAGAGAAACUUGCAAAAAUCAAGAACAAAUUGCUAGCAAAAAAAGAGAAACAAUCUAAAAAGACAACUAAAGCUCUAGUUCCCGAUGAAGAAUUAGACUCCGAUGAAGAUACACUGAUGACAGUCGAUCGACAGAACGAAAUCGAUCAGAUUAAGAAAAAGGAAGAAAUUCAAAAAGAAAUUGAGACGCUAAAGAGACAAUAUCAAUCAGAUAAGAAAGCCAAAAAUAAACUACUAGAGCAGAAAAUCGAGAAAGAAAUCGAAGUAAAACCAGAGUCAUCAAAUGAAAUGGUCAAAGACUACAUCGAGGAAAAAGUGAAGUACACAACGAUGAAUCAAAAAUUGCCCAAGAAAGGGCCAACGAGAGAACAAUUCACUUUGGAUCUUCUAAAAAAGUUCCGAAAUAAGUUAGAGACUCUCAAGCAAAACACUGACUACAAGGACACUGAAGAAUCACUCAACGAAGCAAAUGUGGAAAAAGAAAUCCAAGGAGACGAUUGGUUGGCUCAUACCCUGCGAUUUGAACAAACUGCUCCAACUUUGGCAAAAGAUGCCUCAACGAAAUCCGACGAUUGGUACGAUGCCUACGAUCCAAGGAACCCCUUAAACAAACGCAAACGUGGCGAGACUCAGCGCAAUCAAUCUUCCUCAAAGAAAACUCGAUAGAUCAAAUUUGAAAUUGAUUUUUCUUAGAAAAAAAAAAUACACAAAUCUACUUUAUUAGUUAA